AUGUUGCGUUUUGAGAAACUUUUUCAGAGAAGUCAAGGUCGACUUCCGGUGGCAUAUCAAGCUACUGCAAUGGCUUCCCACCACGAAGGGUUGCUCGAUUUUGAUGAUUUUUUUGACGACGAAUGGAUGAAUGAACAGGUUGAGGAGAUUUCAAUUGCGUUCUGUAAUGAAAAUGGCAUUGAAGUUAUUUUGGAGCGACCCUUGUCUGACAAGACACGAGGAGGAAAGAGCAAAAAGACGACGUCAAAGCAGCAGAAAGCAAAACAAUCAAAGGAUGAAAUACAGUUGCCAAUUUUCAACGAAAUCGGAUCUUUAAUUAGGGAGGCUAUUUGUAGUAUGGAGGCUGAUGAGAUGAUUUAUCACAUGUAUCAAAGUGAUAUACAAAAACUCAAGACCCUCGACAGCUUCCCACUACAGGAAUUUAUUAAAUCAAAAUUUUUUGAAACUUGCAAGGGUAUGGCUACCACCUCAGCUAUUUCACCAAAUGCCAAAGAAACCAUGUGGGUAAAAUUUGAUGAAAUAUGGAAAGAUGAAGCCUUCACUGAAUCUGUACAGAACUCUUUCUACAUCACCAAAGAUGUUUGCUCUUGGUUUUUAUUCACACUCCAGCAGACCAUUGCAAAAAGAUUGUUUACUGAUAAAAAACCAAAUGAUACCAUCACAGAAAUCAGCGCUGAUGAAAAACACACUGUCACGUAUAUAUGUGGAAGCAUUCUAAAGAAGCUUACCACAAAAUUUUUUGAUCUAAAGCGAAAAACAAAGGCCGAAAUUCAUCCAUUUUUGCAAAAGCAAAUUGAUAUAAUUGCUGAAUGCAAAGAAGUCGCUGGUGCUGUUUCGAUCAACAGUAAUAACAAAUUGAUUGAAACUCUUAGCAGGGGAGGCCUCGUGUAUCCCAAGAAGCAAUUUGUUGAAAUAUUUUUAGAAGUGGAGAGCAUAUUCCGUGGCCAUGUUUCCAACAUUUCAAGGUCUAUCAACAAGGAAGAAGUUGUGACCAAAUGUUUUGAAGGUACCUCAAUCUCUGAUCAAUUUUUUUCAAUGACAGAAUCUAUGGCAGCAACUGAUGAGCACAAAUGUGAACUAUUAAAAAGCUGCAUUGACUUGUACAUUAAAAUAAGAUCGUUUGGACAUGCAAAAAAUACAAUUGAGAGUUAUUAUUCAGCAACUCAAACUGAAAAAAAGCAGAAGGCCCUGAGGAGAGAUAUCAAGAAAAAAUCAGAUGCAACAACAAAAUCUAUGACAAAGAAAAGCAAGUCUUGA
Messenger RNA from Rhopilema esculentum, 1257 nucleotides. The record is from RefSeq and is a predicted model, not a curated record. Lineage: Eukaryota; Metazoa; Cnidaria; Scyphozoa; Rhizostomeae; Rhizostomatidae.